CUGACAAGUUACCAGGGAUUUUUCCAUCUAUUCCAGCCCAGGCCCUGCCUCUCUCCAGGGAGUUGGUAGGAUCCUGGGCAAUGAAGUGACUGAAGACCCAGGAUCCUGCUUCCCGUGGUAGGCCGGUGGGAGGUAGGGGAGGUGAGCUACCGGCCACAGUUCCAUCUUCCACCCCGGGGAUCGGAAGAUCCAGCAGGAGUCGUGGGGUAGCGGCCCCUGCAGCCCCCGGAGGUGAAGCCGUGUCCAUCGCCGGCAGUUCCAGGAGGGCGGACAGUAGCCCUCCAAGAGGUACAUCUGGUUCCAGGACUCGCUUACCCCCAUCCUCCAGAUGUUUCUACGGCCCGAACCCGAAUUGGGUUGGCUCCCCACCCAUGUGCAAGUCACUAUCCUGCAAGCCCGAGGGCUGCGUGCUAAGGGGAAGCAUGGCACCAGUGAUGCCUACACCUUGAUCCAGGUUGGACGUGAGAAGUACAGCACCUCAGUGGUAGAGAAGACCACAGGAUCUCCAGAAUGGAAGGAGGAAUGUUCCUUCGAGCUUUCCCCCGGAGCCAUGGAAAGAGGGGAGAACUGCGAGCUUCAGCUUAUCGUCAUGCAUCGAGCCCUCAUUGGUAUGGACCAGUUCCUGGGGAAGGUCAGCCUUCCUCUACAGGAGGUGUACCAGGAGGGCCGCUCGCAGAGGAACCAGUGGUACAAGCUCCGUUCAAAGCCCGGAAAAAAAGAAAAGGAACGUGGAGAGAUCCAGGUGUCCAUUCAGUUCACCAGGAACAAUCUGACCGCCAGCAUGUUUGACCUUUCCAUCAAAGACAAACCCAAGACUCCUUUUGGGAAACUGAAGGACAAGUUGAAAGUCAAGAAACUUUCCCAAAUGGAAUCCUCUUCAGCCAUCGUGCCAAGCAGCAUCGGCCGGUUGGACAGUGACGAGGAGGAUGAGAAGAAGCCAAAGUCCAAGGCAGCUGCCUUCUUUAAAGGACGGCUAAGGAAAAGCUCUCUAACAAGGUCCAAUACUUCUCUGGGGUCAGAUAGCACCAUCUCCUCAACAAGUGGCACGAUUCCCACCAGUGCUGGAAUCUCUAUAGUUCUUCCAGAUAUCGUCAAAAAACCUGCUUCCAGAAACGGCAGCCUUUCCAACGAACCAACUGUUAAAGAUCAUGAAGCUUCACCCAGGAUGAAGCACAAGAGAGCAUUCAGUGACGAAGUGAGCCAAUUAAAGCUGUUCCCAGAACCAAAGUCUGUGCAGAACCUAAAGCCAAAGGGUAGCCCCAUCUCCAAGUCUUCUGUAUGCAUCAACGGAAGCCAUGUCUACACAGAAGUGCCUUCUCCAAAGCCAGUCCAUUCUCUAGAGAAAUCUUCCCCUGCAUCCAUGUCAUUUCAGAAUAUAGCGAAGAAAGCAGAGGAGGUGACAGAAGUUAUCAGAGGACCAAGCCAUAGCUCAGAGAAACUGGAGCAUAAACAAACAGGUCCUACUGCAGAGGGGCAAAAUGUCUCCUCAAAACCGUUGCCUCAACCAAAGCCAACGGAUGAGCCAUUACGAGUGGAGACCAAACCAAUUCAAAUUACGACCCCUAUGGUGUUUUCCGAGGAUGUGUCAAAGAAUAAAAGUCAAGAAACAAAGGCUAAAGAAGAGAAAACCAAGAUCGGUCUUCAGCCCGGAAUUGGGAAGAACGAUCCUGGUAACAAGAGUCUCGCUGAACCAAAUCCUUAUGUGUCCUCAAGCUCUGAGGAAAGAGGCAAGGUCGGCUCCUGGUUUGGAUCAAAAGAUGCCAAGGAGACUCAACAGAAACCAAGUUUUCCCUCUGGGUCUAUUGCUACCUCAGAAGCUGCUGAAUGGGGCUCUUCUCUUGUGGAGGAACACAGUCCAUUGACCACCUCCUGCUCUACAGAAGAUAUGAAUAUAUACUCAUACCAAGUAAAAAGUGGCAACUUCGAAGUGGACGUUGAUCACCCUGAAUUGCGUCUCACCCAAAGCUCUUCAUCAGAACCGCCAAUAUUCACAGGAUGGGAAGAACAAUUUGAUGCUCUUGCUUCAAGUCGAUUGCAGCCUUCAUCUAGCAGUUGCCAACAGUCCCCAGAACCUGAAGACCCUAACAUCACCAUCACAAGUGCCUCCGAGAACUAUUCAUUGUCUUCUUUUGGCAAACUGGAAACCAUGACUGGCAUGUUAACACCCCCCAAUGGUAAUGAAUGGCAUAAACUGAAGUCUACUAACUCUAAUUUUGAGACAUGUUGGCGAGACAUAUUGAAAGAUGAUGCAAAAAAAGAUAGUGAACUCGAACCAUCUCCCCUUUUAACCAAUUUCUCUCCAACAAAUAUUCCAUUUACCAGGUCGAUAGGACUUAAAGAAUAUGAUAAUUUGCCUACAGAAACAUGUAAAGAUCAGAAUACAUUUAACCAUUCUUGUCAGCAUGUAGAUACUUCACUACCUGCCUCUUCCAAGAACAGGGUAGCCUCUGUCCAACCUCUUCUACAGAUGGGGCAGAAUAUAGUUGGUGUGGAAGAGAUGGCAAGGCAAGAAUCUCCGAUCCUAACAAAGAACACCGUUGCCAUGGCUCUCAUAGGUGAACAUGUUCUAGAAGUGGCAGAAAGUGGUAUUGACGUAUAUAGCACGCAGGUGUCCAAAGAGGCAGUUGAACAAUUCUCAACCGUACACAAUCCCGAAAGGAUAAGGGAUGAGCCAGAAGUCAUGGUUACUGAAAAGGUUGAGGGGAUAAUUAAAGAACAGGCCAUUAGUGUCAAUGUAGGGUCUGUAGCACCACUCAAGCCCCCUCGGCUCAUGCUGUCAUCUUCUGUUGAACAGAUAGAGACUGAAGAUUAUAAUUACCAACAAACAAGCCAUCAGGACACCACUGGAAAACAAACGGAGAACCCAGAGGAACAUAUGCAAGAGCAAAACAUGGGGGUUAGCAAACAAAUGGUCUCUCCAGUGGCCUGUUGUCCUGUAAUUGAGAUAAGGAGCCCAGUGUUAGGAGCUUUUACUGAAGACACUGAAUCCACCACUGAGGGCCUUUUGACUAAUCUAAGGGAAGAAAAUAAUGAUUUGGGUGCUCUUAAUGGGGAACACCUGUUAGAUGUAAAUGAAAUAACGCCAACAGAGCAGUUCAGGACUUGCCCAUCGAGUGUCUCACUAGGCACAGACCUUUCAAGUGUUCAUGAAGGCUCUGAUAAAUUGGAGUUUAUUAACCAUAGUUCAUCCAAGCCAUUAAACUUAACAUUGGGGGACACCAAACAGAAUGACAAUGACUUCAACUUCCAAAAACCGAUGCCAUCGUCAAAAAUACAAAAAGGAUGUAGGUCUGAAUUGUCUAGUCUCUCUAAAAAGGGUGACCAGUCUGACUUUGUGUUUUGGUCUGCCCUAGAGGAACAGAUACCUUCACGUAUGAUAGAACUGGGCACCAAACAGAAUGUGCCAACGAGUCAGGGUGAUAUUGCCCUUUCAGAUGGCAGAAAUCUAAGCAAUAUGAAUACUGGAGAAAGAACUGAGCCAGAACAGAAUAAUAACGAAGAUGUACUAGUCCUAAUGGGGGUAGAAUCUAAUAGUCUACCACCAAUUGAGUUACAAGAUGCUAGGCUUGAGUAUGAAGCUAAAGCUUUAAGAGAUGAUAGCCAACAUGGUUAUUCUUUGAGUCAACACUCUUCUUGGUCAGCAGAUAUCAUUGUAGACUUUAAGAAUGAGGACUUCUGGAGAACAAAUUCUGACCAGUUAGACCAAAAUCAUGUAGAAAAUUUGCCAUCACCAGGAAAUCCCUUUACCCCAGUUGACAGAACACCUUUAAGUUACAAAAACCCAUUUACUAUUGAACGCCCUCAAAGUAGUCAGAGUUCCGAGUCUUCACUACAAGAAGAUACAAGCUUCAAAGACCUUCAUGCUCAUGCAGCUCUUAGAAAUUUUCCACCUGCUGUUCCCCCAUCUAAUAGGAAAGCUCCUUACCUGCAUGGCAGUCCACCUCUGGCCUUCUCCACUCCUUCCCUAGCAAUAGCCCCAAACCCUAAGCCAUCAAACUUCCCCUCUCCAAUCAUGCUUCUGACAACCUCUGGUGCCACUACAACAACCAAUACCCACACAGCAACUUUGUCGGGCUUGCUCUCUCCUGUAGCCGGUGGUGUGACAACAGCUGCCCCUCCGAUUCUGCCUCUGGAGACACAGAAAGCUGACAAUCCAUUUAUGCCACUAAAGACCAGUCCCCACCCGGUGAAACCAAUCAGCGCCACUCACUCCGAAUCAACGGCAGAAAAGAAGACGCAGCGACCAACUAUCACCACCGCGCUGAGCAGCGGGCUGGAGAUGUUAAAGUCUGUGACCGGCGGACAGAACGCCACACCUAAGAAACAAGAGCAGGAGCGUCUGAAGGUGCACACUCGCCACAUACAUCAUAUCAUGGAGGAUCUUUGUCUACCAGACCAAGCGGCCAAGUACUACCACCUUACCCACGAUGAGCUGAUCCAAAUGCUGCUCCAACGUGAGUCUGAGUUGUCGAAAAAGGACCACCAUGUACAAGAGUUAGAAGACUACAUUGAUAAGCUGCUGGUGCGAAUAAUGGACCAGGCACCUGCUCUGCUCCAAGCCCCGCUGGAAACGAAAAAGUAGACUCCAUCCGUGUUCAAUGUUGGGACAAUCUGGGACAUGUUUCCUUGCUCUUGGUGUAAAUCUUGGGUAUAGAGAGGACAAAUAGCUCUGUAGUCUUGACAUGAACCCUUUUCCCAACGUACGUCUUAACUUUUUCUGAUGCUGGGCAUCUUAGAAUAUGACAAAAGAACCUUCCAGGAAUGACUUGCCAUUGAUAUCUUAAUUUUAGCAGCUAAUGCACGUUGGGUGCAGUGAUUGUAGCAGCUCCUUAUUCUCCACAGGCCAAAGACAGUGGGAACCGUUCUGCGUCCACAAAGGUGUGAAGGCGACGUCGUAAACACUCCAUAUCUCGGUAUACACUCAUUGCUUCACUGCUAUCAUCGUUGCAAGAUCAUCCAUUGUGUUUGCAGUAACUUUCUCAAGUGUGACGUAGUUGUCUGGGAUUCAGUCCAGGCAGUUGACAGUACAACAAGUAUGAAGAGUGUCAACACUUCUCACAGUUUUCUCUGUUACUCGGGUAAAUAUUCUGUGCCGUAGUAAAUAGCAGAGUUGUCAUUCAAAGGGGUUGAAAACAAUACAAGAAAUGUUACAGCAGCAGGCAGCCAUCUUGGAGGACAAUGCAGGUUCAUCUACCAUAGUUCAUGGGCUCCAAAAACUAGGUAUUUGGAGGUUUUCCUAAGAAAUGUAUUACAGCAUCUUCAGUGCACGAGUGACUGUGGCUUCAUUGAUAGAUCUUAUUGGCAAUGGAGGAGAGGAGCUUUCGCCAAAUCCAUUAUGUACCCUGUGGGAUCUACUGUAGCUCCACCUAUGGACCUCAGUUGACAUUCACAGUACACACAAUGUUGGGUUAUUUUGCAGAUAUAUCUCAUAAUCAUCCAUUAUACCAUGAUAUUCUACUCCCUUCCAGAGCUGCAUUCAGUCUUCUACUGGUGCCCUGUUGACUCUCGGGCUAUAGGACCUUACAGCAUCUCCCCACUGCCACCAGCUGGUCCAGUGUCUGUACUAUGCAUGCUUUGCUGUGGUGCUUUCUGGGAGAUGUAGUUAUUAUAUAAAUGUAAAUGAUCUGAUAUAGCAAAAAAAAUUCAACCAGCUGCCAGCAGAAUUGUAAAUGCAGCUCUGGAGGUGAUUUGGAGCAGAAGCUACAAGGCAACUCAAGAUCCAUAUGAAAUCCUGAGCUAUGCUCAAAAGUUUUAUGAACGUGUCCAGAAAUUGGGGACUGAAUUCGUUCUUGAGGACAUUGGGGAUUCGGAAUAAGAAGUUCCUUGAGUGUUUUAGUUGCACAAAGCAAACACUAUUUACAAAGUCACUGUAGUUUCUUCUAACGAUGUAGUGUAUAUUGGGCGGUAUACGAAUAUCUCUUGCCUUCUUUUUAUACCUUUUUGUAUAAAGGAGACUGUCAUUUCUCCUGAGUUCUUCUUAUUUUAAGGUUUGUUUCUUUCCUUUAGGCUGUAGAUAUCUAAUAUGUAAGAUGUUUACAGAUGUUUAAAAGUGUCUGCUUAACAAUAAAUUCAAGUUUUUGUUCCCCAGUUAGGUCCUUGGCUAUGUUAUGCAAUUGUAUGUUUGAGCCCAUAUGGGUAAAUUCAUAUAGGCCACUAUAAAAUUGUAAGCCAUAGUCUAUUUUUUGAAGCCUCUUGCAAAAUCGAGUUAUUGACUAUGGGCCAAAAAGUCCCUUCUGUUUGGGAUGAUGGUGGUGGAUCCACUAGGAAGUCCCCAUGUGGAGUGUCUUCAGUUUUUCAAUGGAGUGUAUUUCUUUUCGACAGUGGUUCUGUCUUGAAGCCCACUUCCACUCGGCCCAGCCCACAUGUUCUCCAUUACACUACUUUGGUUUCUCUUGGAUAUUCAACAGCAAACGCCAUCGUUGUAUAGAAACUGUUGUCUUUCACUAUAGAUACUGUUUAGAUUAAGGGCUCAUACACACAACCGUUUGCCCUCAGACAUACGGUCCAUGAGCGGGGCAUAUGUCCCGGAGCGGCAUACAUCGUGCGCACAGCAUCGUAGUAACCUAUGAUGCUGUGCGCAUGAUGUAUGCUACUCCGGGACAUAUGUCCCACUCACGGACCGUAUGUCUCGGAGGGCAUAUGGCCGUGUGCAUGAGCCCUAACUCUGUGACUGGAGACCUCUUGCAGUCUUUUUUUUUUUUUUUGGACUGUCUUUCAGAAAUUGAUACUAACUCUGAUACAAUAGGAUAACGAGAACUUCAGUUGGUUGAUGUGAGGCUUUGGUGAAAUGGUUGAAGGAUUCGCGUAGUGUCUUCUUCAUAGAUGGUCCUUAUUUAUGGUGAUCGAAAACACCAGUGCAUUCGUACGAAAAGGAUGAUCGGUGUGCACCACUGUGGGUGUUCUUGCUAUCCAUCCAUGAUUAGAAGAAAUCCACAGGGUUUCUUAGAUCUCUAAGUAGUCACGAACAUGAUAAAGUUGGAUUUCAUUUUCAGUCUGUUUUGAGAUCAGAGGACAGGAAGACUUGGCAGUAUGUUGACAGUUUGUAUUCCUUGAGGAUUGUUUAUGAUCACUUGAAGAGUGAAUCUUUUUAUAUAUUUAUUUUCUUCGCUAAAACCUAAUGAAUUGAUGAUCUGAACAAAAAUACUAGCUCCAGCAUGGCUCAUGUCCCAACAAAGUGGUAGCCUGGGAUUUUAGGAAGCUUGAUUUAAAGGAAUGGCCUAACAUAACUCACCCUUUAAAUCCCCCCUUACUCACCUCUGCUUCAGUGCAUAUCUACUCUGGUGGUUUCUACUGGUCCUGCAGCGAUGACAUCAUGCACAUCAUUCACGUAGCCACUUAGUAGUGAUGAUCGGCUUGUGACCUAUUUCUUGCUUUUUUCUUUAUAAUCCUGGACAACUCCUUUUUAAGAAUCUUGUCUGUAUAAAAGUAUACUUAGUUGCAUUUUGCACUACCUACUUUCUAGAAGUUGUAGAAGCUCUUGUAGAUUGACAUUUUGGGGUAUCUGAUAUGGUUCCAGUUCUUAACCAUUUUUCGACUCUAUAUACAAACCUAGUCGUGGAAACUGAUCAGUGCCGCAUAGGCUUCUCUGUACCACAUGAUCAAUUUUUAGUCGACUUCUCCUACUUCAUGGUAACUUCUUGUAGAAAGUAUUUUAAUGUUAUAACCAUUGACAUUGAAUCAAGACCUCAUAAUGUAGUAGAUCAAAGAAAGAAGCUGUUUCCAAGUAGCUCAUUUAUUUGACAGAACUAAAUAGUAUUUUUGUCCAUAAAGCGGUCACGUCUGUUCUGAAUGUAGCUUUGUGUUCUCAUGCUAUUGUAAGAUUUUUUGCAAAAUUGAUUUGUAAUGAAACCCAAGUUUAACAAGAUAAGCUAAGGGCAGAAGAAAACUGCAGAGAAGCUCAUUAAAGAAGUUCUCCCAAAAAUCUGAUCAGCACCCCAGACUGUUGCAAGAACUGGCCCAGUGUAACUUUUGACAACUUCUUUACCUCUACCUAACAACUAAAGCUUUUUUAUAGGGUUGUCAGGCCAUGUCUCCAUAGCAACCAUUCUGACUAGUCAAGUCUUCUGCUCAAAGCCAAAUUAGCACUGGGAUGUGGGCACAUGGAAGCUUGGUAGCGGUACAACUCAUCCCAAGCUUUUCUCCAUUUCAUAAAUCUUGGGGGUAGAACCUAUUUAAGACUUAGAUGUGUAUUGGCCAAACCUGGCUGACCAUCUAAUGUGUAUGGAGACUCCCCCUCCCCAGUGGCUGACUUCGGGUAAGAUGAGGAUCGGGCAUGUUUGUAUUCAGUUUCCCAGUUCCUUUGUUGGCAUUGGUGACCCUCUCCCCAUUCAGAACAGAUGCAUACAUAUGUAUGGGAGGAUACGGUUAGAAUGAGUGUUAGGCCAUCAGCUAGCAUGCUAGUAAGCCAUUACCAUACUACUCUAGAAGAGAUCGGUCAUGUUGAAUAUACAACUACCAGAUCCAUCUCAUCUGUCUGCCAGCAGAGGAGUGGAGAGGCCUCCAUAGACAUUAGAUGCUCUGCAGGUUCCACCAAAAUUUGUGGAUUUGGCCAUCGUUAAUCUGAUGUAAACAGCCAGACGUAGGUAUAAGGUACAAGACGAGAUUGAGACCAUAUAGUGGUCAUCCACUAGUCAGCGUGGAGAUCUGCAGAACAUCCUCAUUUUCAGCAUUUUACUCCUUGCGAUGCAAUGUUGGGAGUCAUCUGAGAGGUCAUGAAUUGAAAACUGCAAAAGCCCAAUUUCUGCCAGUAUUUGAACUUACACGAGUCGUCAAUGAUUCCUUAUGUGUGGAUUCUGUUUUUAGGGGGGAGGGGGGGUCGAGUAUUGGGUAUGUCAUGUUCUCGAGUCCAGGUAUAUAUAUUAAUUUUGCUCUACCAAAUAUGUAGAUCUAUAUUUUAUAAGUGUUGCUUAUGUUUACGAAUGUUCAUGAACUGUUCCUAUGUUUUUAAGCACUUACAAAUAAAAGUCAACUGAACGUC
Bufo gargarizans (Asiatic toad) is the source of this 8977-nucleotide messenger RNA. It is a transcript of the gene RAB11FIP5, whose product is annotated as RAB11 family interacting protein 5. The record is from RefSeq and is a predicted model, not a curated record. Gene Ontology annotation, biological process: regulated exocytosis. Gene Ontology annotation, molecular function: small GTPase binding. The transcript has 7 exons. Lineage: Eukaryota; Metazoa; Chordata; Amphibia; Anura; Bufonidae. Gene Ontology annotation, cellular component: mitochondrion; secretory granule; phagocytic vesicle. The coding region runs from base 329 to 4582 and encodes 1417 amino acids.